CGUGUGUUUUUUUAAGCAAAUUUCCAGCUGCAGUUUGGCCUUUUCAUUGGCUGAAACCACAGUCAGAUUCUGUUGCGAAAUUAUCUGAUUGAAAAUCAGGGAGGAGAGAAAAAACAAAGAGCAACAAGUGCUGAUGCGUUUUUCGCUGCUUUGCUUUUCGGACUUCGAGGAAAGAUUUUUCUUUUUGUUUUUUGUUUUUUUUGUUUUUUGUUUUUUUGUUUUUUUUAAUCACACGGAAUUUAUAGUAAUUAACCAACGGCAAAAUUCUAAAUUAACGAGUUUUGCUAUGCCGCGGUCAUUUCUGGUGAAAAACAAAAGGUGCACGUCCUAUAAUGUGCACAGAUCAUAUGACGAGCCGAAGGCCUCUGUUUGUGCAGAAGCCCCAUUAGAAGCUCAGAGGACAGACCACUCAGACAAGCCUCAUUCAGCGGAGAAGAUUUUACAGUCAGACCGCUGCUCACUUAAAAAGGAGGAGUCUGAUCAAGAAUACCCCUUACUUGUGCAGCCAGAGUUAAACAGACCACCUGUGGCUCCCGCACAGCUGUACUACCUCACUGAACCUCGAGAAUUCCCAUCAUACUGCAAAUCCCCAUACUCUUGGGAAUCAGUGUCAUCUGCUUACGAACUCCGCCAGCUGACCUUCAGUCCCACGGUACUGCAGCACGCCAACAAUCUGUACAGCAAUCACAUCAGCCGUAGUCCGCCACCCCAGCAGCCUCUGGACUGUAGCACACACUACUCCCCAACAACGAACACCUACCACUGCAUCACCUGUGACAAGGUGUUCUCAACGUCCCAUGGCCUGGAGGUUCACGUCAGGAGGUCGCACAGCGGAACACGACCUUUUCACUGCAACAUCUGCAGAAAAACCUUUGGGCAUGCCGUUAGCCUGGAACAUCACAUGAACGUCCACUCUCAGGAAAAAAGUUUUGAGUGCAAAAUGUGUGGGAAAUCAUUCAAGCGCUCAUCCACUCUCUCCACGCACCUGCUCAUCCACUCGGACACGAGGCCAUACCCCUGUCAGUACUGUGGCAAGAGGUUCCACCAGAAAUCUGACAUGAAGAAGCACACAUACAUUCACACGGGUGAAAAGCCCCACAAAUGCCAAGUGUGCGGCAAAGCAUUCAGUCAAAGCUCGAACUUGAUCACCCACAGCAGGAAACACACGGGAUUCAAACCCUUCGGUUGUGACAUUUGUUCUAAGGGUUUCCAACGUAAGGUGGAUCUCCGGAGGCACCACGAGAGUCAGCACGGGAUGAAGUGAACAGAAGACCGGAUAACUCAGGGGGAGGAUGGAAUCUUAUACGAACGUAGCAGGAGCCAGCAUUUUGCAAUGUCUUUCUCACAAAAAAUAAAAGAAAAUUGAUAUUUAUAGAGACGUAAAUCAUAUAUUUAAAGUGUACAUAUUUAUAUACAUUCUGCAAAAUGUAUGUACUUUUUACAGUUUCAUGUGGUUUGGGUUUCAUAUUAAACAUUCCUACAGUU
Messenger RNA from Thalassophryne amazonica, 1485 nucleotides. RefSeq names its product growth factor independent 1B transcription repressor (gene gfi1b). Gene Ontology annotation, cellular component: nucleus. The record is from RefSeq and is a predicted model, not a curated record. Gene Ontology annotation, biological process: regulation of transcription by RNA polymerase II. Gene Ontology annotation, molecular function: DNA-binding transcription factor activity, RNA polymerase II-specific; RNA polymerase II cis-regulatory region sequence-specific DNA binding. NCBI's taxonomy places the organism in Eukaryota, Metazoa, Chordata, Actinopteri, Batrachoidiformes, Batrachoididae. The transcript is spliced from 7 exons. Bases 134 to 1264 code for a protein of 376 amino acids.